Clarias gariepinus (North African catfish) is the source of this 6208-nucleotide messenger RNA. RefSeq names its product endothelial PAS domain protein 1b (gene epas1b). The transcript has 16 exons. The coding region runs from base 130 to 2574 and encodes 814 amino acids. Lineage: Eukaryota; Metazoa; Chordata; Actinopteri; Siluriformes; Clariidae. The record is from RefSeq and is a predicted model, not a curated record. Gene Ontology annotation, biological process: regulation of transcription by RNA polymerase II; cellular response to hypoxia. Gene Ontology annotation, molecular function: protein dimerization activity; RNA polymerase II transcription regulatory region sequence-specific DNA binding; DNA-binding transcription factor activity, RNA polymerase II-specific.
UUGUUGUUGUUGUUGUUUUUGUGUUUAUUCUAAACUCUCGCGCGCACACACACACACAGGACUUAUUGUUUGUGACUUUCUAAGUAUCGACGAGAACCGCACGCCUGAGUGAGGGGACACUUAUGAAAGAUGACAGCCGAGAAAGACAAGAAAAGGAGCACUUCUGAGCGGCGGAAGGAAAAAUCCCGUGAUGCUGCUCGCUGCAGGCGCAGUAAGGAGACUGAGGUGUUCUAUGAGCUGGCGCACGAGCUACCCCUCCCUCACAGCAUUAGCUCCCAUCUAGACAAGGCCUCCAUCAUGAGACUGGCCAUCAGUUUCCUCCGCACAUGCAAGCUCCUCACAUCAGGCUGCAACACCAGUGAAACGGACAUGGAAAGACAGCUGGACAGUCUUUAUUUGAAGUCACUAGAAGGCUUCAUCUCGGUGGUAACAUCAGAUGGGGACAUGAUCUUCCUCUCUGAGAAUAUCAACAAAUUCCUGGGCCUGACUCAGGUUGAACUAAUAGGUCACAGUAUCUUUGAUUUUACCCAUCCUUGUGACCAUGACGAGAUACGUGAGAACCUCAGCCUCAAAACCGGUGCGGGGAAGAAAGGUAAAGAGUUGACCACAGAGAGAGAUUUCUUCAUGAGAAUGAAAUGCACUGUGACAAGUCGGGGGCGCACUGUCAACCUUAAGUCAGCCAGCUGGAAGGUGCUACACUGCACAGGUCAUCUUAAGAUGUACAACAGCUGUCCAACACGCACUCUAUGUGGAUUCAAAGAGUCACCACUGACCUGUGUGGUCAUGCUUUGUGAGCCGAUCCCACACCCUUCCAACAUCGACACCCCUUUUGACAGCAAGACUUUUCUCAGCCGACACAGUAUGGACAUGAAAUUCACCUAUUGUGAUGAGAGAGUAACUGAGUUAAUAGGCUACAAUCCUGACGAUCUACUGGGUCGCUCUGUGUACGAGUUCUACCAUGCGCUUGACUCUGAAAGUGUCACCAGAAGCCACCAGAAUUUAUGCACAAAAGGGCAGGCUAUGAGUGGACAAUACCGGAUGUUGGCCAAGUAUGGGGGCUUUGUGUGGAUCGAGACUCAAGGCACUGUCAUUUAUAGUAGCCGCAACUCUCAGCCGCAGUGUAUUGUGUGUGUCAACUAUGUCCUGAGUGAUAUUGAGGAGAAGUCAACAGUCUUCUCUAAAGACCAGACAGAGUCUUUGCUGAAGACGCAUAUGAGCAGUUUCUUUAGCCAGGCUGGAUCUACUGUCGAACCUGAGAAUAGACUCAUCAAGUUCAAAGAGGAACCCGAGGAUCUCACACACUUGGCACCAACUCCUGGUGAUGGGGUCAUCCCCCUUGACUUUGGUCGUCCUUCAUUUGAGGAAUACCCAGUGUACUCGAAAGGUUCCCCUAUGCAUCACUCGGUCAUUGAUGGUCAUAACAUGCCUAAAUUAAGUGGCAACUUUUCUAUAAUCCAGGCCUCACCAGCCAGCAGUGCCACUCCCAGCCUAAGCAGCUGCUCUUCGCUCAGCAGCCCAGAUGAUUACAAAAGCCCAGUGGAUGACCUAAAGAUGGAGAUCACAGAGAAACUGUUUGCUAUGGAUACCCAGGGGAAAAACUCUUACAACCAAGAGACUGACCUGAGUGAUCUGGAUCUGGAGACAUUGGCCCCCUACAUUCCAAUGGAUGGUGAAGAUUUUCAGCUAAAUCCCAUCUGUCAGGAGGAACCUCUACCUGAGACUGUUGCUCAUGGCAUUUCCCAGUACAGCUUUAGCAACAUUGCCAACUUCUUCCAGCCACUGACCCCACCUCCUGGGGCCCAAUUCCAGCCUGACCCACACUCUACUAAUGAGAAGCAAGCACGCAGUGCUACCACAGUGGAGCCCUGGCCCCCAAUAUUUUAUGCCAGUCCAAUGCCUCUGGCACACUACACCAACCCAGCCAGCACACCACUGUCCUCUGUGGGUGGGCAUGACAGUCUUCAUUGGCCACCUGACCCACCAAUAAAUUACUUAAAUAUUAAAGGUGGUGUGACAGACUCAUUGUUGGAAAAACACCCAUGCCAAGCUCUGCAAUCAAAUCACUUGUCCCUCCAAAAUCUAAGGUCUGUGGAAAAAUAUGAACCUUGUAAAGCCUUCAGAGACAUAAGCCCAGCCCGGCUCACAGUGCCAACCACUAUGAAGCGCUCAUUUUCACAGAUUAGCAUGGGGGUCUCACCUGCUACCAAGCCACCAGAUAUGUGGAAAAGGAUGAAAAGUGAAAGCUGUGCCAUUUUGAACAGGAUGUCUCAAAGCAGUAGUGCCUUAACAGAUGAGCACGUGGUCCACCAGCAUAAGAAGACUCAGUAUCAAGGUAAUCAAACAGCACUGGGGAAAAAAAAUUAUUUAGAACAGUGUUGUAACUACUCAGACUACAACAUGGUGCCCAACACAAAAAUGCAAGGUGUGGCGAGUCGUCUUCUUGGACCCUCAUUUGAGAUGUUCUGUCUGCCUGAGCUGACGCGUUAUGACUGCGAAGUAAACGCACCCCUACAAGGCAACUUGCACCUGCUGCAAGGCAGUGAUCUACUGUGUGCUUUAGACCAGGCCACCUAGAGUGACAUCGUCUUAGUCAGUUAACCGAGCUAUAUCACGUACAUGGAGUUUCAACCACAGUCCUGAUUAUAUUCAUACAGUAUGUUUGAUCGUGGUCCUUCAUUAUCUUUCCACUGCCCAUUGUAGUAUUUUCCUUUCAGCAUACCCCACUUAAGUCAUCAGUCAAUCUCUUAAUGAGCACAAAAUGUGCACAAUAUGGGGACUUAAUUGCACACACCUCUAUCCUAGCAUAUACAAUGAGAAUGUAGCUUUGUGUUUUAUUGUCUUCAUCUAAGUAUAUAAAUUAUAUGCAGUCAUAUACAUGGUAUAAUACAACAUACACAUAUUAUACAGUAAAGCAUUUUACUUGCAAAAGCUCUUUCUUAAAGGUGCAAUCAUUAUUUUUUAUUUCUUGCUUGUACAAAUAACCUGGAAGAUGUAAAGUUUAAAACAUGAUAAAAAAAAAAAAAACCUAAGUCAUGAUCUUGGCACACAUCUUUUAAGUGGUUGUAAAAAUCCAUUUGAAAAACCUGCCUCUAUAUUGGAAUGUUUUUUUGUGGUUGAAUGAGCCCCCUGCCAGUUAUUUUAUACACAUUACAGGCCACUGCAGAUCCUGUCAGUGGAGCUUUAUGAACAUGGGUGCAAAUGAGGGGCUAGCUCAAAGUGGUAAAAAGAAGGAAUCAUUUAAAAUUUUAAUCCACUUACUUAACUGUUGGAGACCUAAUGCACCUUUAAUGUGCUGAUCAUUUUAUGUCCAGUUUCCUUGUCUUUCUCUUGGCUAUCUGUUUUUGUGCCUUUAGCUAAAUUUCUAGUGCAUUUCUUUCUUGGUUUCUUUGUCCUGCUCUCUUGAAGAAAGAUGAUCUACUGUAAGAAUAUUAUUUGUCCUCAGACUUUCUGUAUUUCUUUCUACAUUUCCUACCUCUGACACCUUAAGCCUUUACCUGCAAUAUUUAUGCAUGCUUUAGUGCCUUCUCUGUUCAAUUCAUAAAGUGUUAUAGCAGUACUUUUCUUUUUGUAAGUCAGUCUCUUUAUCUGUUUCUCUCACUUUCUUUACAUUGCCUUUUAUGUGGUGACCACUUUGUAUAGUUUUUAUUUUUGUCAUUUUAGCUGUAUACAUUAUAUUUAAAGGAGAAUUCUCUAACGUUUCUAUGAUAAAGUUCUCUAUAAUGUUAAAGUUGUAGCACUCAAAUACCUGGGUACUUUGUCUUGUCUACUCAGUAGAUGUGGAUCGGAGUGCUGAUUGUAAGUGGUCUGUAGUGCUGGUAUCUGUUCCUUUAUAGUGGCAUUUUUUUCCCUUUGUGAUACACAAACGCAUAUAUUAUUGUUGGCAGGCCAGUGCAGUUUUCUAUUUACUAUAAUACUAAAUAAGGGAAAAAAAGAGAAAAAAUAUUUAAAUUAAAAAGUCUGUUUUUGAGAUGGGCAAAUUAGCAAACGUUCUAUUCCACAUUUUCACUUUUUAGCAUUUAUUAAUGACGUGUGACAAUUGUGUUAAGAAAUUGUCCUUAAUACUUACAAUAGUAUUUCUGUCAUACCAGCUGAGGUUGUCUUUUAAGUCGAAUGAACUAGUACUAUAAUGGAUAAAUAAAUUUUGACCUAAUUACUAAAGUUUUGGCUGAAGGCGUACUCUUCCUAUUGUAUUUGUAUUUGUUGAUUCAAUCAACAUUUUUUUUGCACCCACACAUACCACAUAACUCUGCAUUUGCUGUUAAUCUUGGAAUAGUAGGAAAUAUUUCAUGAAGACACCCUUAAAUGAUCAUUCUCUAUGGUCAGUUUUACCUAAUAGUUGAAAAGAAAAACAAAAUAAUAUAAGUCAAUUACAGUGUUCUUUUAAUGAGUUUAGUUGAGACACACUAUAUGCUUUCGAAACCGGGUCAUGUGUAUUCACAACCAGAAUGAGAUUCUAAAUGCUGUAGUUUUCAAGAUAAGCAGAUUAGAGAGCUUAGAGGAUUGCACAUCUGCAUAAAUGACCCUUGAACCUGAGGUUCCUAUGUAUAGGCCCAAAAUGUCCUCAGUGAACUUUAGAUGUUUGGAAAAAAAUUCCUCCAUUCUAUCUGAUAAAAUGUUAGGACAUUACGCACAGUAGACACAAUAUGAGGCCAAUGGAAGAUACAUAGAGAUAUUCCAGUGUUCACUGUAGUAAGAUAGAGAGAUAUAGGCUGCUCAGUCUACCCUACUGAUGCACAUCUCUCUAGUCUGAACAUCGCCUCUGUCUAGAAAAGAUUUUCCUCUGUCUAGAAAAGAUACAUUUGCUGUAUUUAUAAAAUUAAAAAAGUUGAAGUUAAAGGGGAUGCCCGAGUAUGCGAGGACAUACAGUGACAGUCACUAAAAGGCCUAUGGUUGCGCUUCAGCCUUAGGCCCAAAUGUAUAUGACUCUACACAGCUGCAAAAUGCAUCUGACAUAUGUUCAAUUCACUUGAAAUGCAAGUAAUGAAUAGAUUAUAAUAAAAACUCUUGUGUCAGAGCAAUAGAAAGGUGCAGAUGGUGUUAAUAUGGCUCACACGCUAUUACAUUCCCAAUUGGCUUAACCCUAAGGCUAAGUAAUUAGCAUGUAAAAUUGAUUUAUAUGUUCAUGUCAUGGGCAGUGUCGAAAUACUUUUAAAGUAUUCCUUUCCUUGGCACUGGGGUGGAGCCCUGAAGGGUAAAUCAUUUAUGUCUUUAAUAACUUUUAAAUAUGAUAUAUUUAAUAUGUAUCUUUCACCUUAAAAUGUGGAUAUAUUGUAGCUUAAAUUAUUAAAUAAAUAGAUUGCAAUUAGUUUAUGAAAUAAAGCUAAUAAUACACUGUAUGCACCUUUCUAGGUAAGAGAUGUACACUAAGGGUGUACUCUUAUAGGUACCCCCUCAGCGAUGAGAAAAGAUCCAGUUUAGUACCUUUUUCUGAGAAUAUUGGUUACCCAGACUUUAUUCUAAUAGACAAACAGUACUAACGCACGUAGUUGGCUAAAUUGUACUUGUACCAAAAUUCUAAAAGGUAUUGCAUUAAUAAAUAUUCUUUAUAAAAGAAUGUUAAAAAUAUAAAAAUUAAUAGAGAAAAACAUGCAGGAAAAAAGUGACAACAAUGGGUCUGUAAAUGGCUCUAAUUUACACUCGAGACAGACAAAUCACAGACAAACCUGCCCAUCGAUAUAUGCCCUAUGUAUACAGUAGUUCAUUAUUAUGUAGCCGCACUUCUUGACCUUUUGCACAUUUCGUACAUAACGCCCAAAUAUUUUCGCGGCUGAAUUGCACUUGAAAGUGUGCACAAACAAUGUAUACAGUAUCUGGCCACCAAUAUUUUAAAAUGUAUUAUUAACCAUUAACAGAAAUGAAAAGGAAUUUCUGUUAAAAGUUUGUGUUACAGAGAUUGAUGCCAAGGUUAAAUGUAGUAAACGGAGUUAACCUCUAUCAUUCUUUUUCGUGGUGUGGCCAAAUAUACAACUGGUGAUGCUCUGAAAGAUGUAUAUUUUCUAAUAAAAACUCCUAAAAGUUUGGGCUUGUUAGUCGCACUAAGUAAUUCUGUAUUUUAAUAUGCUAAACCAUUAUUAUUAUUAUUAUUAUUAUUAUUAUUAUUAUUAUAUUCAUAAAGCAUUAUUGUUGUUGAUAGUAAGGUAUGGGAAAUAUUACCCAAUGAAAUGCUGUAUCUCUGCACUGAUAUCAUAAUAAAACAUAUUGAUCUUUA